CGCAGGAUGCCAUUCCCCACUCGGCCAGAGGACGGGACACGGUGAGGAGCUGCUGUGUCGCUCAUUUACCCCCUCUCCUGUCGUCACCCCCAUCGUCCUUGUUGUUUAGUUGCCUCUUUAUUCGUUCCGUUACACGGUUAGCUAGUCCCAGUCAUGUAUCGGUAUUUCGGGGAGCUGCUGAGCCGCUCUGCGGGCAGUGCCCUGGCCUCGGGGUGCGUGGACUCCGCUCUUCCGGCGUCCUCGUCCCUGAUGCGGGUCCGUCGCUAUGCCGGCGCAGCGGACCAACCCGACGACCCCAACUUCUUCAGGAUGGUCGAGGGCUUCUUCGACCGGGGCGCCUCCAUCGUGGAGGACAAGCUGGUGGAGGACCUGAGGACCAGGGAGAGCCCCGAGCAGAAGAGGAACCGUGUGCGGGGCAUCCUGCGCAUCAUCAAGCCGUGCAAUCACGUCCUGAGCGUGUCUUUCCCCAUCAAGAGGGAUAACGGAGAGUGGGAGGUGGUGGAGGGCUACCGCGCCCAGCACAGCCAGCACAGGACGCCCUGCAAAGGAGGUAUCCGUUACAGUACAGAUGUGUCUGUGGAUGAGGUGAAAGCUCUGGCCUCUCUGAUGACCUACAAGUGCGCCGUCGUUGAUGUGCCAUUUGGGGGAGCUAAAGCUGGAGUCAAGAUCAACCCCAGGAAUUACUCUGACAAUGAGCUGGAGAAGAUCACCAGGAGAUUCACUAUUGAGCUGGCCAAGAAGGGUUUCAUUGGGCCUGGCAUCGACGUCCCUGCUCCAGACAUGAGCACAGGAGAGAGGGAAAUGUCCUGGAUUGCCGACACAUAUGCCAACACCAUUGCACACACUGACAUCAACGCCCAUGCCUGCGUGACAGGGAAGCCCAUCAGCCAGGGAGGAAUCCACGGACGUAUCUCAGCCACCGGUCGCGGAGUUUUCCACGGCAUCGAGAACUUCAUUAACGAGGCGUCUUACAUGAGCAUGCUGGGCUUGACUCCAGGCUUCCAGGACAAGACCUUCAUCAUCCAGGGCUUUGGUAACGUGGGUCUCCACUCCAUGAGGUACCUGCACAGGUUUGGGGCCAAGUGUGUGGGCAUUGGUGAGAUUGACGGAGCCAUCUACAACCCAGAGGGCAUCGACCCCAAGCAGCUGGAGGACUACAAACUGCAACACGGCACCAUCGUGGGCUUCCCAGGAGCCAAACCCUACGACGGCAACAUUCUGGAAGCCGACUGCCACAUCCUGAUCCCCGCCGCCGGAGAGAAGCAGCUCACGCGUAUCAACGCCCCCAGGAUCAAGGCUAAGAUCAUUGCUGAGGGUGCCAACGGUCCCACCACCCCUGAUGCUGACAAGGUCUUCCUGGAGAACAACGUCAUGGUUAUUCCUGACAUGUACCUGAACGCCGGUGGUGUGACGGUGUCUUAUUUCGAGUGGCUGAAGAAUCUCAACCACGUCAGCUACGGCAGACUGACCUUCAAAUACGAGAGAGACUCAAACUACCACCUGCUCAUGUCUGUGCAGGAGAGCUUAGAGAGGAAGUUUGGCAAGCAGGGCGGACCCAUCCCCAUCGUACCCACUGCUGACUUCCAGGCCAGAGUUGCUGGUGCCUCUGAGAAGGACAUCGUUCACUCUGGGUUGGCCUACACCAUGGAGAGGUCCGCCAGGCAAAUCAUGCGCACGGCAAGCAAGUACAACCUGGGCCUGGACCUGCGGACGGCCGCCUACGUCAACGCCAUCGAGAAGGUCUUCAAAGUGUACAACGAGGCCGGACUCACCUUCACAUAAGCGUCCGAUGGCGAGCCGCACUUCUCUCCCUUCCUCCGACCCUCCCGCUAUCGAUCCCCGCCUCCCCCAGCCCCUCUCCUGCCUUCCUCCUCCACCUCCUAGAAACAGCCUUCAGAACAUAUCACUGUUUACCGCAGCUCGUUGGCUCUUUCACGCGCACACAUGCGGCGACGCUUCGGCUAUUUAUCCUGUGAUCUCUGUGCUGCCGUCAUAUCUCUGUUUUAGACAUCAGCCCUGUUCUAGUUGUUUUUUUGCCUGAGAUGAAACAGAGCCGGAGGGGAAUCGAAGAACCCGUCCCUCCUUCAGCCGUUCUGAUCUAGUCGUGCCGCGUCCACGCCGUUCUCGCUGUAUGCACGUGUUGUUCCAGUUGACAGCACUACAGAUGCCUUAUUUCAGAAAGAGGUCCGCUCCGACCGGGAGACGGCCGCCUCAGCGUUAAAGGGAUUUAGAUUUAACUUCAUGUGAAUAAAAGAGGAUUAGUCGUUUUAUUACUCUCGUCUUCUCACUUUCAAGAUGUAAACAUUAGUGAAGUUGCCAAGUUUUAGAAUUCCCCAGAAGAUUUUUGUUUUUUUUUCUCCCCUAGUUGGUGUUUUUACUGUUCAGGAUCCGGUAGAUGCUCUCGUACUCAUCGCCUCCCUACCUCUCCUCCACGUCCCUUCAUUAUUUUUCCUGUCGCUUCUUCCUAAACGCAGCUUCUUCUCCCCGACUCCUCCGCUGGCCAAGAAGGAGGAGCAGGGACGGGCCGAGGCGUCACUGUGAUCGCCCCAGCAGCUUUCCUCCGUCGUAACCGUCCAGUUUCUCAGCAUUGAAAUUAUUUUGGAGGAAAAAAUUACUUUCUAUUUUUAUUUUAUUCUUUUUUUUCUUUUUUUUUUUUUU
Molecule: messenger RNA, 2658 nt
Organism: Stegastes partitus (bicolor damselfish)
Lineage: Eukaryota; Metazoa; Chordata; Actinopteri; Pomacentridae
Product: glutamate dehydrogenase, mitochondrial
Exons: 13
Coding region: 154-1782 (542 amino acids)
Biological process (GO): L-glutamate catabolic process
Cellular component (GO): mitochondrion
Molecular function (GO): L-glutamate dehydrogenase (NAD+) activity
Source: RefSeq, a predicted model, not a curated record